Paramecium tetraurelia is the source of this 1644-nucleotide messenger RNA. RefSeq lists its product as uncharacterized. The record is from RefSeq and is a predicted model, not a curated record. NCBI's taxonomy places the organism in Eukaryota, Ciliophora, Oligohymenophorea, Peniculida, Parameciidae. The transcript has 8 exons.
AUGUCAACUUCUAAAUCUAUAAUUGAUGAGACUUACAUCAAUGUUCAUUUGAAGGGAGGUAAUCUCCAUUCUGAACUUCUACACAUUGAAGCUUCUUUCAACAAAGGAUAAUUUAAGGGAUAAUCUAUUCCUUUAAGAUGUCAAUGGUUUAAUAUCACAAAAGAUAAAGAUUUUGUAGAAAUAGAGGAUGUAUCAGGAUAAUUUUAUCAACCUUGUAUACUAGAUAUUGAUACCAAAAUUAUGGUUUAAGCCAUACCAAUUUUGGAUUUUGACUAUAAUGGAAUGCCUUUAAUGGCAGAAACAAAUUUUUUACAAGCAGAUUCAAAAAUUUUCGAUUUAGUUAACUAAGCAUUUAAUGAAGGAGAGAUGUAAUUAAAUUGUAAAUUAGAAAAUAUCUAAGCACAAGACAAUCAAUCCUUUAACGAUCUUAAUUUACCUUCAAUAUGCACUUUAAUUGCAAAUGAAAAUGGAUUGAUAUUGAAAACUGAUUAAAAUAAGACAAUUGUGAAUAUUGACAAAUAUGAAUUGAAGAUCAUUAAGAAAAAUAACAAUUAGAUUGAGAUCUUUAAUUAAAAUAUAAAAUUAUUGGCAGCCGUAACAAACAAUAUAGUUCGUGAUGCCAUUUUUUAAUUUAGCAAAACCUUAAAAUCAAAAAAGACUCAUCUAAGUGACACAGCGUAAUUGUAUGUUAUCCUCUCUGAUUAAGAAUAAAAGAUAGCUUAAAAGGACAACGAGAUUUCUUCAUUAUUAGACUUUAAGCAAAAAUUGACAAAGAAUCUGAGCGAAUUAUAAUAAUAAUACAACUUAAAUAUCAAAAAGAUGGAAUAAAUUGAUAAAUAGUUAGCACAAUAAAGUUAGGUAAUAAUAAAUAAGGACAAGGAAAUACUAAAUUUAAAAUAAUAGAUUGAUAAACUAGAUGGAAAGACAUAAAUUUAUAUAUAAGAAAUUAAAGUUCUAAAGAGUUAAGUAAUUUUAUUAGAAAAUACUAAUAAAAAAUACUAGCAUGAGAUUGAAGAAUUAAAAAAGAAUUAAAACUAAAAUUAAGACGAAAUAAGAGAAAUGUUUUACAAAGAAAAGUUAGAAAGUUUGAAAUAGCAAAAUGAUAAAUGCAUAAAGGAAAAUCAGUAAUGGCAACUAAUAAAUGAUUAAUUAAUGAAAGAAAUAAAGAAGCUUGAAAGCAAUAGUACUUUUUACAUUGAAGAGAAAGAAUUAAUUUAAAAUGAAUUAAAUAGUUUAAAAAAGAAGUAUGAAAGCUUAUUAUAAGAAAUGGAACUCAAUUAAAAGAAAGAGAAAUCAGAGAUUUCUUCAGAAAGUGAUGUUCAAUCAAACAAGCAAUCCGAAAUUAUAAUCUGCAAUCCAAUUGUAUAGAAUAACAAUGUAUCUUUGGAAGAGAUAAAAAGAUUGAAAACAACAAUAAAUAAUUUGGAAGCAACAAUUAAAAAUUUGAAAUGUGAUUAUGAACAGGAUAUGCUGAAAUUAACAAAUAAACACUUUUUAAAGAGCAAUACCUCUCAAGAGAUUCAGGUGUUGUAAAAAUUAGCUAAUUCUUUGGCUGAGAGUUUGACAGAUAAGGAAUAAGCUUUAUAAACUUAGAGAAAUAUUAAUCGAGAACUACUGAAUAAAAUAUCUGAAUUCACAAAGUGA